AUGAACGGGUUUAUAAAGUUGGUGAAUUUCAAACUGUGUUUUCUUAGUUUGAUAGCAUUCAGCUACGCCCAAGCUUCUGUGGUCCACAUCGAGGCAAAUCCUGAUGCUAAAAGAUUGUACGAUGAUUUACUGAGCAACUAUAACCGACUAAUUCGUCCGGUUGUUAAUAAUACUGAAACGCUUAUCGUGUGGCUAGAGCUCAAAUUAUCGCAAUUGAUAGAAGUUAGUCUACGCAAUCAAGUCAUGACCACCAAUCUUUGGGUGAAACAGAAAUGGGUCGAUUAUAAGCUAAAAUGGGACCCAGAAGAGUAUGGUGGAGUAGAAAUGUUAUAUGUGCCAUCCGAGCAGAUUUGGUUACCGGACAUAGUGCUGUACAACAAUUGGGAUGGUAAUUACGAGGUAACCUUGAUGACUAAAGCAACGUUGAAAUAUACCGGUGAAGUGUUCUGGGAACCUCCCGCUAUUUAUAAGUCCUCUUGCGAAAUGAAUGUAGAGUAUUUUCCAUAUGAUGAACAAACAUGUUUGAUGAAGUUCGGUUCCUGGACAUACAACGGAGCACAAGUAGAACUGAGGCACUUGGAUCAGCUUCCGGGUGACAAUUUAGUGGAUAUUGGAAUCGAUUUAAGCGAAUUCUAUCUUUCUGUUGAAUGGGAUAUUCUUGAAAUACCAGCUAGUCGUAAUGAGGAAUUUUACCCGUGUUGUGUGGAACCUUUCUCUGACAUAACGUUUAAGCUAGCCAUGAGGCGAAAAACAUUAUUUUAUACGGUUAAUUUAAUAAUUCCGUGUGUUGGAAUAACUUUUCUAACUGUAUUGGUUUUUUAUUUGCCGAGUGAUUCUGGUGAAAAGGUGACACUUUGUAUAUCUAUACUUGUGUCUCUCACUGUGUUUUUCUUGUUGUUGGCGGAAAUUAUACCUCCAACGUCUUUGGCAGUGCCCCUACUUGGAAAAUAUCUCCUGUUCACGAUGAUCCUAGUAUCGUUGUCCGUUUGGACAACCGUUUGCGUUCUUAAUGUUUGGUACAGGAGUACGUCUACGCAUAAAAUGUCCCCAAUUGUUAAGCGAUUGUUUCUGCAGUUUAUGCCCAAAAUCCUAAUGAUGCGACGAGCCAAAUAUACGCUUCCGGAUUACGAUGAUUCCACUCCCAGCAAUGGCUACACAAACGAAAUUGACAUGAGCCUUAGUGAAUUCCCUGGUGAAUUUAAAGAAGGCGGCGACAGCUUUGAUAAUAUCGGUAUAAAUCUUCCACAUGGUUCAGUUGAACAGGAUAACAUUAUACCGAAGCAAUUAUCACCGGAGCUGUUAUCUGCAAUACAGGCUGUAAGAUUUAUUGCUCAACAUAUUAAGGAUGCUGAUAAGGAUAACGAGAUCGUUGAAGACUGGAAGUUUGUAUCGAUGGUAUUGGAUAGGUUUUUCCUGUGGGUAUUUACAACUUCCUGCAUCUUCGGAACGUUUGGCAUCAUCUUCCAGAGUCCAUCGUUGUAUGACACUCGCGCCCCCGUUGAUCAAUUGUUGAGUGAAAUUCCGUUGCGAAAGAAUAACUUUAUGCUACCUCCCGACAUCGUACGAAUCACCUUAGACUAA
Messenger RNA from Sabethes cyaneus, 1581 nucleotides. It is a transcript of the gene nAChRbeta2, whose product is annotated as acetylcholine receptor subunit beta-like 2. Gene Ontology annotation, biological process: regulation of membrane potential; nervous system process; chemical synaptic transmission. Gene Ontology annotation, cellular component: postsynaptic membrane; synapse; neuron projection. The record is from RefSeq and is a predicted model, not a curated record. Gene Ontology annotation, molecular function: transmembrane signaling receptor activity; acetylcholine-gated monoatomic cation-selective channel activity. The transcript is spliced from 9 exons. The coding region runs from base 1 to 1581 and encodes 526 amino acids. NCBI's taxonomy places the organism in Eukaryota, Metazoa, Arthropoda, Insecta, Diptera, Culicidae.